AGAAAACCAUGAAAACUAUGAGCUUGUUUAAAGAAGCAAUUGACACUGAAACAGCCAAUGAAAAAGAGGACUUUCAUAAUUGGGAUGUCACUAUCAACAAGAUUGAAAACAAAGCCCAGCAGCUUAUUCAACUGAUUAAUGAGCAGAAAGAGACACUAAAAUCAGAAGUAAAUUCUGCAUACAGCCGUAAAAAAACCCAGAAGGAUGCAAGAAAGGAUAUCCUUGAACACCACUUUUGCACCAUGCGCAGUGUCUGUCACUCUUCCCAGGAACUUGUCACAAAGGGCGCUGACUCUGACAUCAUGGAUCAGGCAAAAUCUUUGUCAGAGAGACUUGAAGUAAUGGAGAAAACACCAGUCCCACCUCCAGACACACCAAUACAGAUAUCCUACAGCCCAGGUGAGACAUCUGUUGCUGGACUGGAGGCCAUGUUAGGACAGGUGACAGUAGAGUCUAAACCUCCAUUAGCUGAACAGGGGAAAAACCCUCCUGUUUUUCUAGAAAAAGCAAAGUGUGUGCAUUCUUUUAGUCCUAAGCUGAGUGAUGAUAAAGUAAUAUUCACAAAAGGAUUAGCCAUAGAUGAGGAACAAGUGUCUGUUGUGGAUAAUGGAAACGAGAGAACAAAAAUGUUCACACAUGAUGGAGAGUUCAAGUUUGACUUUAAACUUGAAAAUCCAUUUCAUGUGGCUGUGUCAGAGACUGGUAACCUGUAUAUAACAUCACGAGGUGACAAAUGCCGGAUCAUAAGGCUAGCGGAGGAAAAACCGUAUACAACACCAAGCCGUUGUUACGUUUCUAGAGACUCACUACAAUCUGUGUGAUCUCUACCUUUAUUCUGUACAAUCCAGGUAUUGGUGUCACUGGUCCACUUCUAUCUGCUGACUAUAUGUUCUACUCUACACUACUUCUGACUACUUCAUGUGAAGACACAAGACUCUAAUGAUAGUAUAUUGCAAAUUCUUCUCCUUAUAUACUAAUACAUAAGGACAAUUACAUUACAGUGAUUCCUUAAGCAAGUCAGAGAUAUUGAAGCCAAUUAACAGAAUUAAGACACAUUGCAGGAGACCUUUAACACAAUUAGACCAAGGCUGAUUUAAACUUUAACUGGAAGAUGAAGCCAUAGAUGAAGUUAUUCAGUCCUGAACACAUCCUGCAGAACUUAAUGUAGUUUUAACUUGGACAUUUAAAUACAUUUGCUAUAUACUGAUAUCUGACUUGAUUUGUAUAGAAGUUUAAUGUAAUUUACUUAAAUAUUCACUUAAUAUAAUUUUAAGACAUCUAAAUAUAAUUUAAUUACAUAUAACUUGAACUAAAAUAGGGAUUUUCUGAAAUUAAAUUUGGUCAUGAAAUCACCUCUAUGAUAUAAACAUAAGGCAGGCAAAGCUCUUUAGUGUGUUCACACAAAUUUGCCUAGGAAUGGUGUUGCCAACUUCAACACCCUCUCCCAACCCGCAUUGGCCAGCGUGGGAUGAGUAGGCCUAAAAUCCAGCAUGAAACAACCAACAAACACACGGCCUCCAGUACCCAGCCGCACAAACGCCCUGAACUUAGGAGGUGAUCCUGGUUCAGACCAGCAGAGUGCAGGAGGUGCUAAGAAUCUCUGGGGCAGCAAGGAUCACCGAACAUCAAGACCAGUGAAAAAUUUCAACAUCAUUACUUACAACAUUAGAACUGUGAAGAACAAUGAAAGACUUGCAGAAUUGGAAACUGAACUCCAGGACACCGUAGUUAAAUGGCAUGUGAUAGGCUUGUCAGAAAAUAGGCAAGCGGAAGAAUGCUUAAUUACCUUGAAUAGCGGACAUAUAUUGUACCAUACAAAGGCUUCAAAUGGCCAACAAGUAGUUGGAUUUCUGAUACACAAGGCGCUAAGCAAGAACAUCAUUGAGGUAAAGCAAAUUAGCGCAAGGGUGGCUACAGUCAAGCUCAACGUGAAUCAGAGAUUCUCAAUGAAACUCAUUCAGGUAUAUGCACCAACAUCAAGCAGACCAGAUGAAGAAGUAGAACAACUGUAUGAAGAAGUACAGCGUCAGUUGACAACAGACUGCCACUACCACAUAGUCAUGGGUGAUUUCAACGCCAAGAUCGGGAUAAAGUCAGACGAACAAGAGCGUGCCACAGGGAAAUUUGGCAGCGGAGAGAGGAAUGAAAGAGGAGACUUACUGAUUGAAUGGGCGACAGCAAAUAACUUGAAGAUCAUGAAUACCGUCUACAAGAAGAAGAUAUCAAGAAGAUGGACAUGGCAAAGCCCAGAUGGAUGUACAAGAAAUGAAAUUGAUUACAUCAUGACAAACAGACCGAACAUCUUCACGGAUGUGAAAGUGCUAAACAGACUGAAUGCGGGCAGUGACCACAGAGCAGUUAUGGGAGUGAUUAGGAUCAAUGUCAGGAAGGACAGACAGAAAUACCUGUCAAAUCGAUCAAAGAGACCUAGUAUCGAGCAACUGGUCAUAAAGAAAGACGAGUUCCAAAUCCUCCUAACGAACAGAUUCAGUGCACUAGAGCUAGAAGGUGAAGAUGGAGUAGAUGAAAUGAACGAUAGAAUAACGACUACCAUCCUAGAAUGUGCAUCAGAGAGCCAGUAAAAUGAAGGACUCAAAGCUCUCAACAGAAACGAGGAUUCUCAUGAAGAAAAGACGGAUGAUGAAGAAAACGGAGGUAAACAACAACAGGGACAUCAGAAACAACAUCGAAUAUGCAGAACUGGAUAAGACCAUCAAGAAAAAGGCAAGGGAAGACAUCAGGAAGCAGAACAUGAAGAAGAUAGCAGAGACCAUCGAAAAUGGAAAGAGCAUGAAAAGAGCAAAGAGACCCUUUCAA
Molecule: messenger RNA, 2817 nt
Organism: Lingula anatina
Lineage: Eukaryota; Metazoa; Brachiopoda; Lingulata; Lingulida; Lingulidae
Product: protein CFDP2-like
Molecular function (GO): catalytic activity
Source: RefSeq, a predicted model, not a curated record